GUUAACACAUAGUAAGACACAUUUUAUUAUUUUAUCACCUGAUAGCUACUGAAAUACAACAUGAAAAGAAUCAUAAUUUUUUCUAUAAUUUUUGUACUUUUGGUCUUGCAUCAAGUGUCUUGCGCUCGUGACGACAUAGAGGGCUACCGUAAUAGAUACCGGUCGUAUCCAAGACCGUCACGGCCAUCGCCCGGUGACAGGCAAUUUGGCGAAAACUACGGGUGGACGUACCAUCGCGGCGAGGGUUACUGGUAUCACCCAGAGUCCAUGUGGAGGUGGCGUCCAAAUAAUGGGUGGAGGCAAUACCCUCGGCGCAACAACAACAACAACAACCAUAAUUACAACAAUAAUUAUUAUCACCGUUGAAUAUAAUAUACUUAAACCGGCGUCUAUUUACCUAUAUAAGCCCCGUGGUCCCCACACAAAAAAAUAAUAUGCCUAGUGCUCCAUAAUAUAAUAUAUAUAUUUUUUUUUUCCAAUGGUUCUUUACUUCUGAAUCGUUUUUCGAACGCCAUAAAACGGCUCUGAAGUGUAUUUGAUUAUAAAUCACUAUUCUCCGGUAAACCUGCA
This is a messenger RNA of Metopolophium dirhodum (rose-grain aphid), 570 nucleotides long. RefSeq lists its product as uncharacterized. The record is from RefSeq and is a predicted model, not a curated record. NCBI's taxonomy places the organism in Eukaryota, Metazoa, Arthropoda, Insecta, Hemiptera, Aphididae. The transcript has 2 exons. The coding region runs from base 61 to 366 and encodes 101 amino acids.